Messenger RNA from Hypomesus transpacificus, 2378 nucleotides. It is a transcript of the gene faap24, whose product is annotated as FA core complex associated protein 24. Gene Ontology annotation, cellular component: Fanconi anaemia nuclear complex. The record is from RefSeq and is a predicted model, not a curated record. Bases 112 to 753 code for a protein of 213 amino acids. The transcript is spliced from 4 exons. Gene Ontology annotation, biological process: interstrand cross-link repair. NCBI's taxonomy places the organism in Eukaryota, Metazoa, Chordata, Actinopteri, Osmeriformes, Osmeridae. Gene Ontology annotation, molecular function: chromatin binding.
GGCUUUCUAUCGUUGAAUAAGGAGAGGAAGACAAGGUUGAAAUGUUUGGAGGCAAAAUAGCUCCAGCUCACUCUGUAGCCUACUGCUGGAAUGUUAAAAUACUGUAUAUAAAUGGAGACAAAAGUUGUCUCUGUCGUUGUGAAUGCAGUUCCCCCAUAUGGACAUGUUAUUGCGCAUGAAAAAUGGAAAGGCUCUGUUCUCGUGCAGAGUUUGAAGGGAAGUGUGAAAACUACUUUUGAGAAAGAACUGAGCGUUGUGGACUUCCACCUGUCCAAAAACAAUUGCAUCCUGUACGUUUCUGAGACUGACGUUGUAGCCGGAAACAGUUACAAAAGAAAGUUGGUUCGCUUCAGAAAUGCUAACAGUAGUCUGAAGGGGAUAGUCUUGGUGGAGAAGACUAUACUGAGCGAGCAGUACUUUGCUGCCAUACAGAAGUUUGUGGUGAUUGAGUUGGGCCUGAUACUGUUACCUGUUACCAACCAGGUGGAGGCAUCCCAACUCCUGACUCAGAUGGCAGUUGGGGAAAGUAAGGAGAACCCAUUCUGGCGGAGGAGUGUGUCUUACCUGUUGGACCCCCUGGUCAUGUCUCUGGUGCAGCAGAUACCUGGAGUAGGGAAGGUCAGAGCCAUGUCCCUGCUUCAGCACUUUUCCAGUAUCCAGCAGCUGUGCAACGCUGGCAUCCAUGAACUGGAUCCAAUAGUGGGCCAGGCUGCAGCCCAGCACGUGCACAGCUUCUUCCACCAGCAGGCCUGACAUCACAGCGGAUCACUAGUUACAUAUGUCAAUAAACUCUUGUACAAGAACCUGUUUUUUGUAUGUGAUCAAGCUAGAAGUGCAAGUGGUGAAUUUAAUAUACAUUUUAACUUGUCUUUUGACUGUGUUUACAUGAUAAUCUUUGUGUUGUUCUGGACUGUGGGCAUGGAGGGAAAGACAUUUAAAAAAAAAAGCAGAGGCCUGACCACUAGAUUGGGUAGAAGAUGAUGUUUACUCGUGCCUCUCACUGUGGACUUGCGUAGUCCGGAACAGUCUGGACUCAACCUGUGAGUUUCAUUACAACUGACAGUGAAAACAGACCAGAAACCAGAAGGAGAAUCGAUGUGCUGCUGUCACACUGAGUUCUAUAAAACCCAUUCCAUUAGCAAGGGAAUGGCUUCACUCUCAAUGAAUGAGCACUUUCCUGGCAGCCUGCUGAAAGCCCUGUUUCCUAACCACUCAGUCACCACCGCCUUUUAUACCCGGCUGUGUCAUGUGACCCGGCUGUGCCAUGUGACCUGGCUGGAGGGAGUUCUGCCUGGCAGGAAGUUCACUGGGACAUUCCAGUCCCUCUCCGACCAGCACAACAGGCGGUGCCAUUGGCAUGCUGCUGGCUUAACCAGGAAUUGACUACUCUGACUCCACAGGGGCAGUUGAAGCUAAUGGAAUCUUCCUCCUCCUCUCCCCCUCUACUUUGCUCAUUGAGACAAAUCGGGAGCUUCUGAAUUGACCGGAUGGGUACCAGGGCGCUGCUUGGAGUGCCCUUGUGUUGAUGUUUUGCACGUGUUGUUCUCGUGUCAGCAGCAAGACUGUUUUGUCGGUUUAUCCCUACAUUUUACCCCUUGCGAAGAUGUGUACUUUUGCUUUUCACCUUGAGCCAGGCAACAGAGAGAUCCUUGAUAAAUCCCCCCCCCCCCCUCUCUCUGUCUCUCCCCCCCCUCUCUCUCUCUGUCUCUCUCUCCCUCUCUCCACCUUCUCACCCAGAGCUGGUCCUCCGGUGAUGUAUUGGUUUUCUGCUCGGCUUCCUCCUUUAAGAGUUGCACACUGCUGGCAGUGUUUGGCUUUACUUCCUGCACACAAAACAGCUCCCGGUUUUACUGGCCUUCUAACAGGAUCAGCUGAAUCCAGGCCCUUUAUUGUGCAGCUGAAUCCAGGCCCUUUAUUGUGCAGCUUGUGGCGUUCGAGAGAGAGAAAGCCCCUGAUGGGGACCGCUCAACUUGACUUCUUAAAUUCCACACUGAGGUUCUUUAGAGGGGAAGGGAAGCAUGAAGGCUUUGGGAUGCAGGCACGGAGCUCUCUUUGGUGUCCCUCUGAACAGUUCAAAAGUGGGUUCUCACCAGGAGACGAAAGAGGUGCAUCAAUAUAACAUGACUGAGGCUUAUUUUAGAUGCCUGAGGGGGAGGAAAUGAAAGAAGCUUUGUGAAUAAAUGCGAUAUUUAACGCGUCCAUAUACUUUAUAUUAGUUAUAUUUCGAAACUUUAUUUUAAUGCAACGAAUUUGGGAACAUUUUGAAUUUGACCCAUGCUGGCAUGUCCAUUAGAAUUUAGAAUGUAUUCAAUUGUCGAUAACUUGGGUAGGCUUGUUUAAAAACGAGACUCUGUUAAGCAUAGCGUGACUCCCUUUAC